Messenger RNA from Cydia splendana, 2070 nucleotides. RefSeq lists its product as uncharacterized. The transcript has 16 exons. The coding region runs from base 1 to 2070 and encodes 689 amino acids. Lineage: Eukaryota; Metazoa; Arthropoda; Insecta; Lepidoptera; Tortricidae. Gene Ontology annotation, biological process: receptor guanylyl cyclase signaling pathway; intracellular signal transduction; cGMP biosynthetic process. Gene Ontology annotation, molecular function: adenylate cyclase activity; peptide receptor activity; guanylate cyclase activity. Gene Ontology annotation, cellular component: plasma membrane. The record is from RefSeq and is a predicted model, not a curated record.
AUGGAUAUGGCACAAAAGUACGCGAGAGGACGCGACUCAUACAAACGGAUGGAGGUGUAUGACGACAUCGGGUCCAGCUUGCUGCUGUACUUGGAGUCGCGGGUGAAGACCACCAGCUCGUCCAUAUGGAGGUACGCGAGAGGACGCGACUCAUACAAACGGAUGGAGGUGUAUGACGACAUCGGGUCCCGCUUGCUGCUGUACUUGGAGUCGCGGGUGAAGACCACCAGCUCGUCCACAUGGAGGUACGCGAGAGGACGCGACUCAUACAAACGGAUGGAGGUGUAUGACGACAUCGGGUCCAGCUUGCUGCUGUACUUGGAGUCGCGGGUGAAGACCACCAGCUCGUCCAUAUGGAGGUACGCGAGAGGACGCGACUCAUACAAACGGAUGGAGGUGUAUGACGACAUCGGGUCCAGCUUGCUGCUGUACUUGGAGUCGCGGGUGAAGACCACCAGCUCGUCCAUAUGGAGGUACGCGAGAGGACGCGACUCAUACAAACGGAUGGAGGUGUAUGACGACAUCGGGUCCAGCUUGCUGCUGUACUUGGAGUCGCGGGUGAAGACCACCAGCUCGUCCAUAUGGAGGUACGCGAGAGGACGCGACUCAUACAAACGGAUGGAGGUGUAUGACGACAUCGGGUCCCGCUUGCUGCUGUACUUGGAGUUGCGGGUGAAGACCACCAGCUCGUCCAUAUGGAGGUACGCGAGAGGACGCGACUCAUACAAACGGAUGGAGGUGUAUGACGACAUCGGGUCCAGCUUGCUGCUGUACUUGGAGUCGCGGGUGAAGACCACCAGCUCGUCCAUAUGGAGACAGCUGUCAGCCUCCUACGAGCUGGUCAGGGCCCGUGAGAAGCUUUCCAUCGCCCACUCAGACCUGCAAUACCUGACUGUUGAGGAGAUAGAUGCAGCAUCAGUGCGCGUAACCGGCAAUCUGGCGUCGGGUGUUGAGCACUUGGACGCGGCCGUGCAGUAUCUGAAGGCAGAUCAUCUGGAGUAUGAGGAAGUGCAGACAAUUAUUGAUUACUACAAAACCUCGUUCUUUAUAAACGAGACUGUUAAAAUGCCGGAUAUAAAGAGCAACGAUGGACCAAACUAUGCAAAGGAUUCGAAAACCUGUUUGGACAUGUUGAGGCGGUUUCAGUAUGGGUUCAGGAGUGUAAUCAGGACAUCAGUGCAGCACGAAGUGUGGACAGCCCGCCGGACCCUCGGCGUCGGCGUCGGGAUAUUCGUGGCGUUGUUGAUCGCGACACCUGUGCUUGUCCUCAUGCUACGGAACACUAUUACUACCAUGCAGGGUUACUCCUCAUCCAUCGCAACCACAACCCAGAGGCUAAUGGCCGAGAAACAGAAAAGCGACCUGCUUCUCUCGAAGAUGCUCCCAAUGCCUGUGCUGCAAAGGCUGCGAGCGGAGAAAACCGUCCCGGCAGAGGCGUUUGAUGCCGUCACCAUAUUCUUCAGUGAUAUUGUGGGGUUCACAUCCAUAUCUGCCAAUAGUACGCCUAUGGAGAUUAUCAAUAUGCUCAACAUGCUGUACAGAUUAUUUGAUGAGAAAAUAACGCAGUACAAUGUUUACAAAGUGGAAACUAUAGGCGAUGCUUACAUGGCUGUCUCUGGCUUGCCUCAACGAAACGGAAAUAAGCACGCCUCAGAAAUAGCGGACAUGUCCCUCUCGCUGAUGCGGAGCCUGGACGGGGCCACAGUCCCCCAUUGCCCCGGCGAAUCGCUGAAGAUACGCGCCGGCGUCAACACGGGGCCCUGCGUGGCGGGGGUGGUCGGGACUUGCAUGCCGCGGUACUGCCUAUUUGGUGAUACUAUCAAUACGGCGAGUCGCAUGGAAAGUACGGGGGAAGCGAUGAAAAUCCACAUAUCAGAUACGACGAAGAUGGCGUUAGACCUCAUUGGUGGGUACGAAGUGGAGUCGAGAGGCAUUAAAGAUAUUCCUGGCAAAGGCCAGAUGGAAACGUUUUGGCUGGUCGGCAAGCUCGCAGGGCUCCAAAUCGAAAGUCCGUGUGGGCCCCGACUCAAGGAUUACGACCAGGAGUUCAUAGAAAUGCUCAUAUCGUAG